Molecule: messenger RNA, 4915 nt
Organism: Microtus ochrogaster (prairie vole)
Lineage: Eukaryota; Metazoa; Chordata; Mammalia; Rodentia; Cricetidae
Gene: Zc3hav1
Product: zinc finger CCCH-type containing, antiviral 1
Biological process (GO): positive regulation of type I interferon production; positive regulation of mRNA catabolic process; response to virus
Cellular component (GO): nucleus
Molecular function (GO): RNA binding; NAD+ poly-ADP-ribosyltransferase activity
Source: RefSeq, a predicted model, not a curated record
CAGGAGCAGCUCUUUCCGGGUCUGGGUGGGGCGGACUUGAGGACGCCGCCAGUGCGCCCCCCAGGAUGCGUCACUCGCCUCAGGCUUAUCAAAACUCCACCCGAGUCCCAAGAACAUCUUUACUUCCUCUCUUCCUGGUAGCAGCCUCGCAGUCCCGCGCUGAGGGGAUCUUACGUCUAGCCCGGACUCGAGGGUGUCGUCGCGCCUGCAGACCCACCUGCGCAGCCUCUCUUUCUUCCCAUUCACUCUCCCGUGCCGGGGACUCUAAAUCUGACCCCUGGACCUUCCUGGUGAGGUAGGGCCGCGACGCCACUGCCGGAGCUGGAAAGCGAAACCGCUCUGCUCCGCAAACGGCACCGCCCGCGUCCGCCCCUGGGGCCGCCCGUAAGUUUCGAUUCUCGACGAAGCGGUGUCCCGCGCUGCGGCCAGAGCAGCGGCAGCCAUAGCGCGCCAUGGCCGACCCCGGGGUGUGCUGUUUCAUCACCAAGAUCCUGUGCGCCCACGGGGGCCGCAUGACCCUGGAGGAAUUGCUCAAUGAGAUCGCGCUCCCCGAGGCGCAGCUCUACGAGCUGCUGGAGGCGGCGGGGCCGGAUCGCUUUGUGCUAUUGGAGAUCGGAGGCCAGGCCGGGAUCACUCGGUCGGUGGUGGCCACCACCCGAGCCCGCGUCUGCCGUCGCAAGAUCUGCCAGAGACCCUGCGACAGCCUGCACCUCUGCAAGCUCAACCUGCUGGGCCGGUGCCACUAUUCACACUCUCCGCGGAACCUUUGCAAAUACUCUCACGAAGUUCUGUCGGAACAGAACUUCCAGGUCCUGAAGAACCAUGAACUUUCUGGGCUUAACCAGGAGGAGCUGGCAGUACUCCUGGUCCAGAGCGACCCUUUUUUCAUGCCUGAGAUAUGCAAAAGCUACAAAGGAGAGGGCCGGAAACAGAUCUGCGGGCAGCCGCAACCGUGUGAGAGACUCCACAUCUGCGAGCAUUUCACCCGGGGCAACUGUGGUUAUCUCAACUGCCUCAGGUCUCACAACCUGAUGGACAGGAAGGUGUUGGCCAUCAUGAAGGAGCACGGGCUGAGUUCUGAUGUGGUCCAGAACAUCCAGGACAUCUGCAACAACAAGCACUCUCGGAGGAACCCCCCUGUCAUGAGAGCUCCCCAUUCCCAACGCAGACGCGGGGCCAGAGGCAGAAGCAAAAGCAGAGACCGGUUCUUUCACAACAGUCUAGAACUUGUCCCACCUGUCUCGCCUCCGGAGUCUGGUCCACCUAGCCCAGAUGUCAGCAGCUGUAAGGACUCCCUGGAGGAUGUGUCUGCAGAUGUCACACAGAAGUUCAAGUUCCUGGGAACUCACGACUGUGCACAGCUUUCGGCCGCUUCAUCCAAGACGCCCGGUCUCAGAGGAGCCGGUCAAAUGGGAGCAAGCCUGAAGUUUUCAGAGAAUGGGGACCCGAAUGGCUUCUUUUCUAGGAAUCAUGCAGAUUCAUCCCCAAGUCAAGCAGCCGGUGGCUUCCGCCUUGAUGUGACACAAACACAUGAAGCCAUGGCCGUGAAAUCAAGCAAGCCUUCUGGACCCCACAUGGAUGUCAAGGGCAAGAGUGAGGCUCAAGACAAACAGAAGGUCCCUUUCUUGGGUAGUUAUGCUGGCGGAGCGGCUGUGGAAGGAAUUCUAGGUGACAGGGGCACAGUCAAUGGUCUGGGAGAAGUAACAUUACCUAGCAACCAUCAGAAGAGUACAGCCAACCCUCAGGAUCCCCGUACCACUGGCAGAAUCACCAACAGUGGUCAAGAUAUGGCAUUCCUGGGUGGCAAAUAUGGAGGAAACACACCCUGGCCCAUUAAAUCGACCCAUAAUGUACCAAAUGGCUCUAGUCAAAUUCUGAAUGAAACUCCUAAGAACUCUGAAAGCAGCGCCAUCGGCUUUGGGGUAAAAGCAGCAGUCACAGGAAGAAAAGAAGCCAUGUGCUCUGGAGUACAGAGUCUGAGAAACCAGAUCCCGGCUAUGCCUGAGGAGUUCACUGCCCCUGCACAGGCCAGCAGGCUGCCUCUGUCACCCGCGCUUUCCUCAAGCCACAGAGUUGAGGUCCCUGAUGACCUAUCCUUCAUCACAAGUGCUGCAUCGCCUACUGAUGAUCGUGGCCCAAAGGAAAUCUGUCAGGACCAUCUGUAUAAGGGCUGCCAGCAGAGCAACUGCAACAAGAGCCACUUCCAUCUGCCCUACCGGUGGCAGGUAUUUGUAGAUAAUACUUGGAUUGACUUCCGGGCCAUGGAGGACAUCGAGAAGGCCUAUUGUGAUCCCCAAAAUGAAGUCAUUCUGAUGGGAACCCAUCGGAUCAAUUUCCAGAAGAUGACCUGUGGUUCCUAUCGCAUCCGACGCCUCUCCACUCCUUCGUUUGUGGCACAGUCGGAGAAUUCUGUCUUCAGCACCACGUGGCUGUGGUACUGGAAGAAUGAGCUUAACAGAUAUGUACAGUAUGGGGAUGAGAGCCAUGGCCAUCCCCGCUCCAACAUCAGCUCUCCGUACCUCGAAUCUUUGUUCCGGUCCUGUCCCAGGGGAGUUGUUGUGCCGUUCCAAGCCGGUUCACAAAGCUACGAAUUGAGCUUCCAAGGGAUGAUUCAGACAAACAUCUCUUCCAAGACUCAACGGUGUGUCGUCCGAAGGCCGGUGUUUGUGUCGUGGAAGGACGUGGAGCAGAGGAGAAGAGGUCCAGACUGGCAGCCGGUGAUGCCCCAGGCAGAGGCUCUGACCCUGGAUGCUCCUCCCCAGAGGAACAUUAGCAAGUUUCCUUCCAACAGAUACGAGUUGUUAGAGCUCAAGAGCUACGAAGGGGAGUAUGUCAAAAUAAGUGAACUUUUUAAAGCGUCCAUGAAAUAUCACAGGAUUGUAAAGAUAAAGAGGAUAUGGAAUGAACAACUCUUCCAGGCUUUUGAAAGGAAAGCAUUACUGAUGGGGAAUAAAACUGAGAUGCGCCUGUUUCACGCAACAAGUCGUGUUCAUGUGGAUUAUAUCUGUCAGAAUAACUUCGAGAGGAUUCUAUAUGGAAGUUUGGAGAACAGAUAUGGAAAAGGAAAUUACUUUACAAAAGAAGCCAUCUCUUCCCACAAAAAUUGUCCAUACGAUGCCAGAAACAGUGUUAUGUUUGUGGCCCGAGUCCUGGUUGGAGAUUUCACUGAAGGAAACAUGAUGUACAAUAGCCCUCCUGCGCACUACGACAGCUGUGUGGAUAGCAGGUUGAAUCCCUCCGUCUUUGUCAUCUUCCAGAAAGAGCAGAUUUACCCAGAGUAUGUGAUUGAGUACUCGGAGCCAGAAAGAGACAAAACCUGCAUAAUUAGUUAGAAAUGACGAACACCGCGCCGAAACCAUUCUGCACUUCUAGGACCAAAUCAUCCCCAGACGGUAGUUAGACUUUCGCGUUUCCUUGCUACGUUACCGAAUGUCUUAAAUCAGCCAUUCUCAAACUUUUCUCUCUCCAAAUUCAGUCCUGGGCUGUACCCCCCCCCCACACACACACACACAAGAGCGAGGCAGUGUGCUCUUUGUUAAAACUCUCCAUGAUGCCAGCGUUUUGAAAAGAUUGCAUUGUCUUAACGUUACCAGUCAGGCUGACUUCCGAAUUGUCUGGAAUCGACUUUGCUCUUUCUCAUCCCCUCUUUGUUUUUGCUGUUUAUGUAGCACCGUUGUAGUUUCACUGAAGUUGAAUUGGGUUUUAGUUUGGGAACUUUGACAGUAAUGUAAUCCUAUUGAUUGAAAUAGGGACAUAAGACAUUGCAGCUAUGGGCAGAAAACCUGCUGAGGGAAAAGAGUCUCAAAGUUCAAUUUUAACGCAAUUGAGACACAAAAGCAGCAGCAAUACUAUUACGCGACGAAACGGAUCUGAGGGGCGCAUCGCUUUAGCUCUGCGUCCGCUGGAAAGACAGGCUCCAUGGAGCUGACGCUGACACACAUAAGAGCCCCCACGUAUAGUUCAGAAGCAGCUCACUGGAGUCAGCUGGCUCUUGGUGUCCACGUUCUAAUUCAUGUGAUCACAGGGGACACUUCUUGCAAGUCAGACUUUCGUGGGAUCAUCUGGAUUUUAGUAAGAUGAAGUUGCAGUACUGGUAAACCCGAGUGCUAUUGGCAUUUGCAGGCAGAGGUAGAAAAGGGUCACCAGAAACCGGGAAAGCCGUCCCUGUUUGAAGGUCGGGCUCGCAAGUCUGGUUUGCUGGUGAGCGCCAAAGCAGUAGGCAGAAAACGAUGUCCCACAUAGCUCUUCCCGUGCUAGCUGCAUCUGUUUGGAAAACAUAGCAGGUGUGUUUUCUAACAGCAUUUAGGAUGCCUGGACCAUUAUUUUCUUCCUUGCAACGUACAGAUCAGGUCUUUCUUCCAAUCCCCCUCCUCAACAUUCUAUAACCAGUUCCUGCAGUUUCCUGUCCUGUGUUGUUAGUGGGCAUUUGGUCAGAUGCUUCACUUUGAUGGUCUCCACCAGUGACGCUGGAUAGAGCAUUUUUUAGAGCAGGGCUCUUUUCUGGGGUGCAUGCCACAAUUUUUUUCAACUGAUUUUUCUUUUUCUCAUGUGGAAUCUUGUACUUUGGAAUACUCCUCCUCUGACUUAGACCAUGCUGUAGACAUGUAGUGUAUCCAACUUCCCAGUAAGCUAACUUCUAGUUCCAUAUUGACCAGUCGUCUCCGGUUCAACAGGUCCAAAAUGGAGCCUUCUAUUCACCUCUGGGUCAGGGGUCAGUUCCUGGUGUGUUUGUCCCCCCACCCCACCCCGAGCCUUAAAUAGUGUCACUUGCUCCCUGCUAUGCAGCCCAGGCUCCUAGCUUCCCCUAACCUCUUACACAUCAUAGUUAUUUCCAAGUCCAUUUUCACCCCCCCCCCCCAUAAGCCCUUCUGUAGUCCUUGCUGUUCUUAAUAGGGUUUCUCUCUAGCCUUGGAGC